CCAACCAAAAGGCACAUUCACUAAUAACUUGCGAAGAUGAAGGUAUUAGUUCUCUUUUCUUUAGUUGCACUCAGCGUUGCUCUACCAACACUCCUUGGUAGAACCGUAAGAGUCACAGAAGAUGGAACUGUAUCUCUCUUCGACUCUAGAGGAUACCAACUCGUAAUCCUCAAGAGUGUUACCGAUCCCAGACAAGUCGAGGUUGUUCUCAGAAGUCCAAACACAAGAACCCAUAUGUUCCAAGUUGGGGAACCACUGAGAACUGGAGAAGCUAUCGACCGUCGUACCCUCGCUGGUGUUUCAGUUUACCAAAACUACAACCAAGCUGAUAUUCUUACUGAUAUUUUUCGUCAGUAUGAAGGUACUCUUGACGACACCAAAUACUAUAGCCUUCUUAACAGGAUUCAAAUGUUAGUUGAAGCUGGAGUCGUCAACGAAACCAUCUACGAUGUUAUUAGAAACUGGGAUCGUGAAUACCGUAUGCAAGGAAUUAGUGACAUUGUCCCCGUCCAAGGAGUACGUACCCUCCGCCAAUAUGCUGGACAAGUAGGAAAUGUUAUGCCUCUUGGACAAAAUUUGGAAUAUGGAAACCAUAGAACCUGGGCUCUUGACCAAGGUUUGUUGCAAACUUAUUCUCCACUCAGACAUUUCCAAACUCUUCUCGGACAAAUCCAACAACAACGUCAACUUCAACAAGGUUUAUUGAGCCAACAACAAUAUUUGCCCCAACAAUAUCUAUCUGGAGAAUCCCUUCUUGAAGAUCAAAUGAACACUAACCAAAUCUUGAGCCAAAUCUACAGACAACAACUUGGACAAUCUCCAUUGAACCGUUAUUUGGUAAACAUGAGACUUGUAAACGGAGAGCAAGUAUACGAAGUUCCUGAAGAAUUCGUUAACGUUCAACUUCUCGAAAAACUCUUCGCCAAACAAGAAUUGAUCAACCAAGAAUUGACUGAAAUCACCGAAAGAAGACAACCAGUCACUGAAGAUGUUCACUAUCAGCAACAAAUGAUUAACGAACAGAUCGAAAAACUGAUUGAACAAUUAGCUUACCAUCAAAACCUCAUUACACGUGAAGUUGAACAAUACAUUGUUAAAGGACAAGUAGUUCCCCAACAGCUCGUUUACCAACAGAGAUUGGUUUACCAACAAGUUCAUGAAGUAAUUGAACGUUUGACCUACCAACAAAUCUUCUUGAAUCGCCUAGCCGAAAGCACUGAAGCAACUGAAGUCGAUACUAUUUCCAUUCAAAGAUGGGUUGUACAACAAAAUAUUAUUAACGAGCAGAUCCAGCAAUUGAUCCAACAAGUUUUGUACCAACAAACUCACGUAAGGCAACAAAUCCAAGUAUUAAUUCAACAAGGACAUGUUAUCCCACAGGAACUUGUCCUCUACCAAAGAAUUACCUACCAACAUGUUGAAAGGUUUCUUCAAGUUUUGAUUAAACAAUUCGUAUAUCAACAAACCUACUACAAACAGUUGAUCCAGGUCUUGGCACAACAAAAACACACCAUUCCCCAAGAAUUGGUUUCCCAAUACUUUGCUAUUUACACCCAAAUACUUCAAUUGAUCCAACACGGAGAUGCUGUACCCCAAGAAUUGAUCUACCAACAAAGACAAAUCCACCAACAGAUCGUACUCAUGCUCCAACAAUUGAAAGUUGUUCCCCAACAAUUACUCAACCAACUCAUGUCUAACACACAAGGCCGUAUGUGGCAAACUCAAGGAACCUACCAAAGAGUACCAAUCAUGGUGCAAGGAACCUACCAAAGAGUACCACUCAUGAUGUAAAGACUGGUUUAUAUUUAAUAUGUUGUUUAAAAUAUUUAUUGUUAUGAUUGCUACAAAUAAAUAAAUAUUUUUUGUAUAUUAA
Molecule: messenger RNA, 1873 nt
Organism: Diabrotica virgifera virgifera (western corn rootworm)
Lineage: Eukaryota; Metazoa; Arthropoda; Insecta; Coleoptera; Chrysomelidae
Exons: 3
Coding region: 37-1791 (584 amino acids)
Source: RefSeq, a predicted model, not a curated record